Messenger RNA from Dermatophagoides farinae (American house dust mite), 2470 nucleotides. RefSeq names its product putative UDP-glucosyltransferase YdhE. The record is from RefSeq and is a predicted model, not a curated record. NCBI's taxonomy places the organism in Eukaryota, Metazoa, Arthropoda, Arachnida, Sarcoptiformes, Pyroglyphidae. Gene Ontology annotation, molecular function: UDP-glycosyltransferase activity.
CAUAAUAAUGAUAAUGCAAAAAAUAAAACUCAACAGAAUCAGAAGCAACAGCAACAGCAACAAAAACAACAAUCCGAACCUAAAUGGGAAAUAGCAUUACAACGACAAAUUGUUCAACAAUCGAAUAUAAUCGAUUGUGCAACAUUAUUUCUUUAUCUAAUGUCAUUAUAUAGUGUUUAUAAUGAAAAUUAUACACUAUCCUCGACAACAACAAUAUCGAUGAUUUUUAUGAUUGUAAUCAAAUUAUAUCUAAUACUGUUUGAUCCGAUCAUAAUAUGGUGGAAUAUUUUCCAGUUAAUCAUACCAAUUAUUAUUAUAAUUGUUUCAUUAAUAUAUCUAAUUCAAUUGGAUUAUCUAAUCAAAUAUUAUGAAACAUUAUUUCCCACAACAACAACACCGAUACCAACUACAAUGACAACAUCUUCAUCAUCAACCGAUACAAUCUAUUCAGAUCAGGAACGUCGUCUUCAUCAAUUAGCCAUUACAAAUCGUAAUAAUAAUAGAGAAUUGAUUACAUCUACAUCAAGACCGAAUGAUUUACCACCAACAUAUCAAGAAGCACUUGAUUGUCCAUUUCCUAAAUAUUAUUCUGAUGAAAUAAAAGUUUCAAUGAAUAAUGAAAAUGAUAAUGAUGAUAAUGAUAGAAAUUCACAUUUAAUUACGAAUGAAAAAAUUAAUGAAGCUUGAUUAUUAUAUCAAAUAUUUUUUUUUUUGUUUUGUUUCUAUUCAAUGUUAUUUUCCAAACUAGUCAUCGUCAUCAUCAUCGUCGUCGUUAUUGCCAUAAUCAAAAUAUAUCAAUAUUACGAUUACGAUAUCCAAAAAACCUAAUCUCAUGUGAUCUCCUUGACAGGCUAACUGACUGUACAUACACAUUUACAUAAAAAACUGUUUGACAAUUUGUUGAUAAAGAUUUGUUUCUUAUUUUUUUUAAUUUGUUAUUCAUUCAGAAUGCUUUCUUUCAUACUUUGUAGUUUAAUUAUUAUCUAUAAAAGACUUUUAUGAAUUUGAUUUAAUUCAUAAUAAAAAGAGACUUUUUCUAUUUUGCAUCGUUGUUUUUUUUAAGGUUUUAAACUUUAAUCAAAAAAUAUGUCGAUUUCAUCGAAACGAAUUCUUGCCGUGCCGGUAUUGGGCGUUGGUCAUGUAAAUGCUUGUGCCGGCGUUUCUUUACCAUUAUUAAAACGUGGUCAUCGUGUUGUAUUUUUUCUGGAAAAACAAUUUGCCGGUAAAAUUUCGGAACUUGGAUUCGAAGAAAUUGUCUACGAAAUUGAUUAUGAACCCGAUGAUACGGCUGGAACGAACAAUAAAACACCUGGUGAACAAACGGCUCAUUUUCUUCUGACAAAAGGCGUACUUGGCAAUAAAAAUCGAUUAUCACAGAUUGAAAGACUAGCCGAUAUACCGUGGGAUUCGGAUAGUAAAAGAAUUCAGAUUGAUCGUCAUCUACGCAAUGCUAUACAAACAUUCAAACCAGAUUUGUUUAUCGUCGAUAAUCAUAAACUUCAACCGGCUAUUUUUUAUUCGGGUAAACCUUGGAUUAAUGUGAUUAGCAUUGUCCCAUUAUUGUAUCUAAAUGAUAUUGAGAGCUUGCCACCAGCAUGGUCAGGGUUAUCCACUGAUUCUGAUCGAAAACAAUGGCCUAAAUAUCGAGAAGUUCUAAAUCAUAUUUUUUAUGAUAAAAAAUUGAAUGAUCUUAUCGAAAAAAUGGGUUAUAAACGAUAUCCGAAUGAUUUUUUAAUGCCAAAAACUGAAUCACUUACAAUUUAUUCAUUUCCCGAAGAAUAUGAUUAUCCUGAGAUCAAACAAUGCCAUCCUGAUUGGUUUAACAUUGAAGUAUUUAACAAAAUUAAAAAACAUGAUAACAUUGAUAUUAAAGAAUUGGUACCAAAAGAAUUCUAUGAUGAUGAUCUGGAUGGAUAUUUUACUGGUAAAUGGAUCUAUGUAUCGAUGGGUUCAAUGGGUUCAGUAGAUCUAGACCUGAUGCAUCGAUUGAUUGAUGCAUUAUCAAAAACUAACCAUAAAUACAUUGUAUCUAAAGGGCCACGUCAUGAAGAAUAUGAAUUGAAACGUAACCUUUGGGGUGAUCGUUAUCUGCCACAAAUGAAAAUCUUAACCGUAGUUGAUUUGGUAAUUACACAUGGUGGUAAUAAUACAGUAACGGAAACAUUUGCCUACGGUAAACCAAUGAUCGUAAUGCCAAUGUUUGUUGAUCAACAUGAUAAUGCACAACGAUUAUCGGAAAAAAAGUUGGCCAUUAAAAUCGAUCCAUAUGAUUUUAAUGAUGAACAAUUAAUCAAAGCAAUCGAUCAAAUUCUCAAUGAUGAACAAUUGAAACGCCGUCUUUUGAGUGCAUCAAAUCGUAUACAAAAUUCGCCUAGGCAUGAACAGUUAUGUGAUAAAAUUGAGGAAAUUUUAUCGAAAAGUUGAUGAUGACAAAAAAAAUGUCCCAAAAAAGUUUAAGUUCACAUACUCA